AGCAUCAACCAUCAUCCCCCCAUCUUCCCCCUCUUUUUCUGCUUCUGUUUUGUCCUUUUCUCCCUCCCCUCCCCUCCCCUCCCCCGACCCUCAUAUUUUCCGUUGACGGAGCUGCCGAUUGGCUGGUCUAUACCCUAUUUGUUAGCCUCCCUCCCUCUCUCCUCUUUAAUUCCGGAAUCGGUGGAGUCUGCCGGGGGGUUGACGAUCCUGGGCUUGCUGAGGGAGAGGAUGGACGGCCCUGAUUCGAGGAUCGGGAGGAGGAAGAGCUUCACCGAACGGAUAGGAUUGAAGGGGAUGGGCUGCUGCGGCGGGCCCAUCUGGGGCUUCCAGGCCACCACCAUCAGCGUCCACGACGACGACGACAAUGAAGAAGGACAGGUCCGGCAAGAAGAAGAGCAAGAAGGAGACACCGAGAUCCACCACCAGCUACCCCAACAACACCAACAAGACCCCGAGGUAACGCUCCAACACGGGUCGGAGCUAGCCUGCACCGCCGAGAGCCCGACGCCGGUAUUGGGCAGCAUGAACCUCGCGGCGGCUCUCGCGGCGGAGCGGCACUACAGGGCGUCGCAGGAACCGGAGCCCACCACUGCCGGAGGGACGACGGGCAACGGGGGCCCCAACGGGUCUACCGGAACCGAGCCGGGGACACCGCUGAGGGUGUCGCUGAUGAGGCUGCUGGAGGAGGCCGACGGCGGCGGGGACGACGAGGCGGCGGCGGCGGGGAGCGAUUCGCUGUGCUGCGUGUGCAUGGGGAGGAGGAAGGGAGCGGCGUUUAUCCCGUGUGGGCACACCUACUGCAGGGUGUGCUCCCGGGAGCUGUGGUUGAACCGAGGCUCCUGUCCCCUCUGCAACCGUCCCAUCCUCGAAAUCCUCGACAUUUUUUAAAUCUGAUGAUCAUGAUGAUGAUGACGACGACGGAUCACCAUCAUCGUUAACGCACCCCGUGAUGCGGCCUCGAGAUUGGGGGACUUUGCCUGGUUAAAUUUGAUCAGGUGAUAUCAUAUCAUACUAGUGAACUCGAACAUGAGAGGUUCUUACAUUACUCGAUUGUCAGUGGCUGGUUCAGUCGGUCCGAUUUUUCGUUUGGUUCGGAAGUUUGAUAGACAAACUUUGAGGUCUAGAAUCGUAUGUAUACCGAUGAUACUUUCUCUAUUGUAGUCCUCAGUCAUACGUGGUGUCAGAAAUGCAUUGUGAAUUCAAUGAACUAUCGAUUUAAUUUGUAAUCUUAGCUUGCACGAAGUCCCCGCUUGUGGAAUUUUGAA
Punica granatum (pomegranate) is the source of this 1265-nucleotide messenger RNA. Lineage: Eukaryota; Viridiplantae; Streptophyta; Magnoliopsida; Myrtales; Lythraceae. The record is from RefSeq and is a predicted model, not a curated record.